AUGGCUUCAAACUUUUUAAAACAAAAUAUUGCACUUAUUCCAUUGCUUGCCGCAGCUAGUGGAGGAGUGGUCGUAGGUGCAGCAUACGGGAUUUACGUAUUAACGACAUGUCCUGAUGUGGUUUUAAAAAGAUUGGAUGAACAACAACCUUGGAAUAAAAUCAAGCAACAUCAAAUUAUAAAGUAA
Entrophospora sp. SA101 is the source of this 186-nucleotide messenger RNA. Lineage: Eukaryota; Fungi; Glomeromycota; Glomeromycetes; Entrophosporales; Entrophosporaceae. The record is from the annotation of a GenBank genome assembly.